This is a messenger RNA of Electrophorus electricus (electric eel), 2244 nucleotides long. It is a transcript of the gene plxdc1, whose product is annotated as plexin domain containing 1. Lineage: Eukaryota; Metazoa; Chordata; Actinopteri; Gymnotiformes; Gymnotidae. The record is from RefSeq and is a predicted model, not a curated record.
CAAGAGAAAGAGCGUCCGUCCAAGCCCACAAGAGGAAGAGGAGCGAGGUGACAGGGGAGCCGCCGAGGAGGGAGAGGAGAGGAGGAGUGAGAAGAGGAGAGGAGCGAGCGAAGGAGAGCAGACAGAGAGAAGGUGACCAUGGGUCUUUGUGCUGUGAUACUCAUCUGUCUUUCCCAGGCUGAGCUGGCCAGGGUGUGGACUCAGGAACUAUCAGGGCGACCGGUGCAGGCGGAUGGAGAUCCCUCAGACAUGCAGAGAGCCAGGAGAGAUCAGCAGGAGUCGAGCACCAGACGCGCACAGAUCAGGGCGGCGCAGGAGACCCUGAACGGCCUCGCCAUCGACACACUGCCUGACAACAUGACGAAAGUGGAGGACUCUAAGAGGUACUAUUCAUGGCAGUACUAUGGACCAAGUGACAGACAGACUCAGGAGCUCUGGGUGGACCUGCAUUCGAUGCAGCAGGGUCCAGUCAAAGUACAUGGAAUCCUGUCUAACGCACACCGACAGGCAGCACGGGUGGUUCUCCCCUUUGACUUCCCUUUCUACGGACACCAAGUGAGGCAGAUCACCAUAGCAACCGGAGGCUUCAUUUUCACUGGUGAGAUUACGCAUCGCAUGUUGACCGCCACUCAAUACAUCGCUCCACUGAUGGCCAACUUUGACCCCAGCUUCUCCAAAAAUUCCACUGUGUGUUACCUGGACAUCGGAGAGGUGUUCGUGGUGCAGUGGGAUAAAGUGCGGCUGCAGGGCAGAGAGACAGAGGGAGCUUUCACUUUCCAGGCCGCUCUUCAUCGAGACGGCACCAUCGUCUUUGGCUACAGAGACGUGCCUUUACCGGUGGAGAAGAUCAACUCAACGGAGCACCCAGUGAAGGUGGGGCUGUCCGACGCCUUCAUGGCCCUACUCUCUUCUCCACAGGCUCCAGCAGAUACCAAGAAGAGGACAAUCUACGAAUACCAUCGGGUGGAAAUCGACACCACCAAGAUAAUGAGCCAUUCGGCAUUCAAGUUCAGCCCAUUACCCACCUGCCUCCAGCACAACACCUGUGACCGGUGCCUCCGCUCCAACCUCACGUCCGGCUGCGGUUGGUGCAAUGUCCUCCAAAGGUGCUCAGAUGGAAUAGACAGACAUAGACAGGAAUGGCUUGACUACAGCUGUUCAGAGGAGGCAAAGGAGGGCACGUGUGAAGACUACGCUCAUGAAGGUGCCGAAAGCUCCAUCAGCCCAUACAGUUCCCCCGCCCCUGAGGCCACGCCCUCCCCUGCGGCCAGGCCGGGUGGCCCUGUCACCGAGGAUGACAACAAACUCCUCUUUCACCAUUAUGGCAAUGGUCCACCUGGCGAGGAGGAAGCUCCAGAGCACACAGCGAUUAUCGCGGGCGUGGUUGCAGCCCUGGUCCUGCUUGUGUUCCUCACGCUGCUGGCUGUAUAUUACAUAAACACCCACCCAACUGUUGCCCCCCCGUUCUACCUCAUGCAGCGCCGCACCAAUAACUACUGGCCCUCCAUGAAAUUCCGGAACCAGGGAUGCCAUUCCAGCUACGCAGAGGUCGAACUUGGGCUUCACGAAAAGGAGGGCUUCAUCGAGGCUGAGCAGUGCUGAGGAGGCAGGACUUCCUGCACGAAGGGGCCAUGAUGAACGUUUCAUCCGUCUGUCUAUCGGGGGAAGACUUGAAAGAGCAAAGGGAUAAUGAGGGGCUGUGAAACGCCGCUGCUGAGACAUCAGAGCCUGCGAUAGUUAUUACGCAAGCUUCUUCCGCUUCCCAACAUGUGACAGUUCAUACUGCAACACCUCUCAUGUUACUCGUUUAGGACAAAGAAGGUUCCUUUUAUUAAGGAAUGGGAACAUUUAUUGGCAAAUUUGCUAACUAUGCUCAUUGCAAGGAUGGUGAGAGCAAGACACACGUGAGCCUUGAUAGGUCCUGCAGUUAAUGUACAGUACAACAUCAUUUUCAAACUUUUCAUUUUGAAAAAGAUAUUUUGUGUUUUAUAAUGUGCUGUGUUCAAUGAAAAAAAAAAUUCUCUGAUGAAUACUACUCAGUUAGACACAUGGACUGAACUGCACUUUAACUGAAUUAUCUCAUUAGUAAUAGUGACAUCAUGUGAUCUGAUCUCAUACCUUUUUUUUUUAGUAUUUUGCCCCUUAGAAUUGAGUAUCUACUGGAGUUGUUGAGACAAGGAAUCUGACUUAAAGAAUAUCUCCCAUAUAGACAGACAAAUCAAUAAAAUCUGUAUUGUGAACAAA